Messenger RNA from Heterostelium album PN500, 1866 nucleotides. RefSeq names its product U3 snoRNP protein (gene utp6). Bases 1 to 1866 code for a protein of 621 amino acids. The record is from RefSeq and is a predicted model, not a curated record. Lineage: Eukaryota; Evosea; Eumycetozoa; Acytosteliales; Acytosteliaceae. Gene Ontology annotation, molecular function: protein binding; snoRNA binding. Gene Ontology annotation, cellular component: small-subunit processome; Pwp2p-containing subcomplex of 90S preribosome. Gene Ontology annotation, biological process: maturation of SSU-rRNA from tricistronic rRNA transcript (SSU-rRNA, 5.8S rRNA, LSU-rRNA). The transcript is spliced from 7 exons.
AUGGAUAGAGUAUUUACAAAUGUAGAUGCUCUGCUUGAAGAGACACUAAAGAUUGUAUCGAUGGGUGUAAUCUCAAAGGCGGAAUGCAAAGAGAUUAUGAAGCAGAGACAAAACUUUGAGUAUAAACUUGCUAAGAAAGCAACAAAGAAAGAUGAUUUCCUAAAGUAUAUCAGAUAUGAAUUGACUUUAGAUAAGAUGCUACAUCAACGUGCAAGAGAAGAAGGAUUGGAAUAUGACUAUAGAUUAAGAUCACCACUUAGACAUGCAAUGAUAUUGUAUUCAUGUGCUGUUCAUAAAUUCUCAAAGGAUGAAUCUCUAUGGUUGAGCUAUUUGAAUCUAAGAGUUAGUCGUGCAAGUAAAGAUGGUACAACUAAGGUAUUUGCUUUGGCUCUACAAAAUCUACCGAGAUCAGCAACUCUUUGGAAGUUGGCAGCGGCUUUCGAGUUUGAAGUCAAUCAACUCAGCUAUAUCUCUAUCCUGUUGAAUAGAGUAUCCAUUAUCAAAGAAGAGGAAGACGACGAAGAACAGGAAGCAACACAACAAAAGAAAUCAUCGAUCAACAUCGAGAAUCUACCGGCCAUCUCUGACUCUGACAAAGACAGAUUCAUUACAUUCGGUCAGGAGAUGUACAACGCCGCCACUCUAAAGGGAUCAUCUAUUCUUCAAGGAAAGAUUGCAUCCAUUGUUUUCAAUACUGCUAUUCAAAAGAAUAGUAAAGACUUUGAAUUUAGAAAACAAUUCUAUAAGAUUGUUCAAACAUUUAUGGCUAGUGGUAAACAGAAUCCAACUACUAUCAAAGAGGUGGAGAGAAUCGGUAAGAUCUUACAGGCUGAGGUUAUUGGAUCAUUAAAGAGUGACUUCUCUGAGAAGGAUAAGAGAUUGUGGACUCUUUUGGCAAAGGCAGAGCUUGGUGAGAAGACUAACGUAAUCACCAAAGAGAACACUGCAACAUUCAAACCACUCCUACAGACUGCCAAACAAAUUCUCAACAGUGGUGUUGACGCAUUGGCCAAUGACGAUAUCAUCAUUGCCAUCUACAAUCUUAUGAUAAAACAACUUAAACGUAUAACAAUUGAUAAUAUUGAGAUUAUCAAUGAUAUUGAACAAUAUAUUCUAAAAACACUUGAGAAUGGUAUUAAUAACGAUAUACUUGGUGAAGAUGGAUACUAUAUCUAUGUUGACUAUCUUACAAAAUUGGGUAUGAAGAAGAAGGCAUUAGAGUCGACUGUCAAAGCUACCACUAAACAUCCACGUUCCGUCAUCUUGUGGAACCAAAGAAUGAGCUUGUUGAAACGUAGCAACUCACUGGGUGACAACAACAGCAAACUCAUCGAUACAUGCUUUGAGCAAGCAGUAAACAAUCUCUUUAUCAAGAAAGAGAACAAUAACGAAAACGAAACAACAGACAACACAUCCUCCAUCAACUGUCAACAAACAUUCACACUCAACUACAUCGAUCACAAACUUAACAACUCUAAAUUAACAUUUAAACAAAUUAUUGAUUUAUUCAAGUAUUCUUUGGUGGAAUUGAAAGAAGCCUAUCAAUUGUCACUUCAAUUCUUACCGGUGAGCAGAGAUGUUCUCUUGAAGUGCAUCCACUACCAACAAGAGUCAGCUAUGCCCGAUUUGGUUGAGAUUAGAACUUUGUACGAAAGAUACUUCCAAAUUAAAGAGUUUGCAUGCCAAGAUACAAAAUCAUGGUUAGAUUAUCGUCAAUUCGAAUUGGAUUGUGCUAAAAAUAUUACAAACGCUAAUUUGGUCGCAAAUCGUGCGCGUAAAUCGCUAAAGAAUCCUAAUGAUUUCAUUAAAUCAUUACAAAAAGUUCAACAAGCACCAACAACAUCAUCAACAACAUCAUCAAAAUAA